CAGGUUUCUUCUUACUCCUCACUCCACUGCAGCUCAUUGAUCAGCAGGAACCGAGUAAUCAUUCCUCAGAGGGACCUGACGAAGCAGCUGUGAUGCUGGCAACAGAACGCAGCCUCGCUGGAUGGCGGAAGUGGGACUGAAGAAGGUUGACUCCAAAGCAGCUUUCCUGAAAACUCGGCAUCACACACUGUCAAUAUAUCCCAUAGGGGUGUGGCCAACGCAGUGAACAUUUGGAAAGUUCCUUAAAAAGGCUCAAGAAGCCACUGGAAUGCUUCAAGCAGGAGAAAAUGAGAAGAAAGACCAGAAACUUCAAACCUAAGACAGUUAAAGACAGUAAAACCCUCUCAGACCUGACUGACCAAGAAUCUGAAAAAGACGACAGCCAGCACUGUGACUCUCCAACAUAUGAGAGGGUUCGGGCUGCAAAGAAACAGUAUGUAUGUGCCGAGUGUGGCAAAGCCUUUAGUCAGAACGCAAACCUCACAGUACACGAGCGAAUCCACACGGGGGAGAAACCAUACAAGUGUAAGGAUUGUGGAAAAGCCUUCAGUCACAGCUCCAACCUUGUUGUUCACCGAAGAAUCCACACCGGCUUGAAGCCCUACACGUGCAGUGAGUGUGGGAAAUGUUUCAGUGGUAAGUCACACCUCAUUCGGCACCAGGGAAUCCACAGUGGGGAGAAAACGUAUGAAUGCAAGGAGUGUGGGAAGGCCUUUAGUCGCAGUUCAGGACUGAUUUCACAUCACAGAGUUCACACUGGAGAGAAGCCUUACACCUGUCUUGAGUGUGGGAAAGCCUUUAGCCGGAGUUCAAACCUUACGCAACAUCAGAGAAUGCACAAAGGAAAAAAAGUUUACAAAUGUAAGGAGUGUGGGAAAACCUGUGGUUCUAAUACAAAGAUUAUGGACCACCAGAGAAUUCACACUGGGGAGAAGCCUUACGAAUGCGAUGAGUGUGGCAAAGCUUUCAUCCUGAAGAAAACCCUCAGUGAACACCAGAGACUACACCGUAGAGAGAAACCCUAUAAAUGUAGUGAGUGUGGGAAAGCUUUCACGUCUAACCGAAACCUGAUUGAUCACCAGAGAGUCCACACUGGAGAGAAACCUUACAAGUGUAACGAAUGCGGGAAGACCUUCAGGCAGACAUCUCAAGUUAUCCUACAUCUGAGAACCCACACUAAGGAGAAGCCGUACAAAUGUAGCGAGUGCGGGAAAGCCUAUCGUUACAGCUCACAGCUUAUUCAACACCAGAGGAAACACAGCGAAGAGAAAGAAGCCUCCUAACU
This is a messenger RNA of Ochotona princeps (American pika), 1285 nucleotides long. It is a transcript of the gene ZNF660, whose product is annotated as zinc finger protein 660. Gene Ontology annotation, molecular function: DNA-binding transcription factor activity, RNA polymerase II-specific; RNA polymerase II cis-regulatory region sequence-specific DNA binding. Lineage: Eukaryota; Metazoa; Chordata; Mammalia; Lagomorpha; Ochotonidae. The transcript is spliced from 2 exons. The coding region runs from base 288 to 1283 and encodes 331 amino acids. The record is from RefSeq and is a predicted model, not a curated record. Gene Ontology annotation, biological process: regulation of transcription by RNA polymerase II.